This is a messenger RNA of Asparagus officinalis (garden asparagus), 4051 nucleotides long. Its product is annotated as trafficking protein particle complex subunit 11. Gene Ontology annotation, molecular function: protein binding. NCBI's taxonomy places the organism in Eukaryota, Viridiplantae, Streptophyta, Magnoliopsida, Asparagales, Asparagaceae. The record is from RefSeq and is a predicted model, not a curated record.
CCCGAAAACAGGGCUACGCCUUCCUUUCCUUCUUCUCAGAUCGACUCCCCGCAGUUGACAGAUCUCAACUGAGCUCUCUCUCUCUCCCUCUCCUCCAAUCUCCACAAAACCCUAACCCUAGCUCCAAUGGAGGACUACCCUGAAGAGCUCCGAACCCCUCCGGUGUCGCUCAUCUCCCUCAUCGGAUGCCCGGAGCUCCACCCCACGAUCUGCCACUCCGAGCAACCGCCGAUCAACACUCUCGCCCUUCCAGAUUUCUCCAAGAUCCCGAUCCUAUCAAAGAAGUUCAAGGAUCCGCUGGAUUCAGGCCAGUCAGCGGAGAAGACGGCGGGGAUCUUGAAGAAGGAUUGGCUGAUUAAGCACCGGACUAGGGUUCCAUCGGUGGUAGCGGCGAUGUUUAGUGCGGGUGAUGUUAGUGGGGAUCCGGCUCAGUGGCUACAGGUCUGCACCGAUCUUGAUAACCUAAAAUCUGCAAUUCAUGGGAGGAACAUCAAACUCAUUGUUGUGCUCGUGCAGAGGACUACUCAUGAAAAUGUUAGCGAAGAUCUUCUGGUUGCAUUGAGGAAGCGUGCAGAGAUAGACUCUAAAUACUUUCUUCAGUAUGUACAAGAUGAUGCAUCAGAAUUAAGUCAAUCGCUGAACAGGUUGGCAGGCCUAUUUGCAGACUUGUGUAUCACAUACUAUAGGGAGGAAGGGCGAAGGAUAAGGACCCGCAUAGACAAGAGAAGUAUUACUUCUGCAGAGCUUUAUAUUCGCUAUUGCUUCAAGGUUGCUGUAUAUGCGGAGUUUAGAAGAGAUUGGGCAGAAGCAUUAAGAUGUUAUGAAGAUGCCUACCACGCCACACGUGAGAUGAUUGGGACAUCAACGAGGUUGCCCCCUAUCCAACGCUUAGUUGAAAUAAAAGCUGUGGCCGAGCAGUUGCACUUCAAAGUGUCAACCUUGCUGCUCCAUGGUGGAAAAUUGGCAGAAGCAGUUACUUGGUUUCAUAAACAUAUAUCAAAUUAUCAACGGCUCAAGGGAACAGCUGAAGUUGCUUUUCUUCAUUGGGAAUGGUUUAGCAGGCAGUUCUUGGUAUUUGCAGAGUUAAUGGAGACAAGCUCAGCAGCUAUUCCGGACAAUUAUUCUCUCCGUUUUGGCACAUCAGACAAUCAGCUCACUGAGUGGGAGUUUCAACCAGCUUAUUAUUACCAGUUCGCAGCGCAUUACUUGAGGGAGAAAAGGAAUUGUUUGGAUGCCUCUUUGUCUAUGGGAAAUUCAGUCGGAAGCAAUCCAGAAUCCGUGAUGCCUUCAGCAUUUGUUGGCCAAUUUGCUCGGUUAUAUGAGGAAGGUGAUUCAGUAACAAUGCUUCCACUUUCAGAUGUCGAGUAUGUAAGCUAUGCUCUUGCAGAAGGGCAGAGGUUUCAAGAUUCAAUUGAGAUCAUCGCUCUGUUCAGAAGAGCUAGUGAGUCGUUUAGCAGCCUUAAAGCUCUGAGGACAUCUUCUUAUUGCAAUAAUAGAAUGGCUAGGGAGUAUUUUGCUACAGGGGAUUUCGGCAAUGCAAAGCAGCUAUUCGAUGGUAUUGUGGGUCUUUAUCGGCAAGAUGGAUGGGUAACUUUGGUGUGGGAGACCUUGGGUUAUCUAAGAGAAUGCGCAUGGAAACUGGGUUCACCAAGGGAUUUCGUCGAAUACUCCCUUGAAAUGGCCGCAUUGCCCAUAUUUUCUAAUGGUGGAUUGCAGAGCAUUGAGUGCAAGAGCAAAUAUGGCCCUGCUGGUCUUGCAACUCUUUCACGGAGAGAGAUGAUACAGGGUGAGGUUUAUAACCUCAUAAAAGGUACUCAUUCAAGUGAUGGGAACGAUAACGUCUUGGUGUCUGAAGAUCAGCCUCUCACUCUUGAGGUUGACCUUGUAAGCCCACUUAGGAUGGCGCUUCUAGCAUCUGUUACCUUUCAUGAUCAAUCGAUCAAACCAGGUAUAUCAACGUUCAUCACUGUGUCACUUCUCUCCCAACUCCCACUUCCAGUUGAGAUGGAUGAGUUAGAAGUUCAGUUCAAUCAGGACAGUUGUAACUUCAGGAUACUCAGAACUCAGGAAGAACUCUCCUCCGCGAACUAUGGCAUUGAAGAUCAGGGCACCCGGAUAGAGACUGUUCCAACUCUUAUGUUAACGACGAACAAGUGGUUGCGUUUAACUUAUGAAAUCAGAUCAGAACAGAGUGGAAGGCUUGAAUGCGUGUCAGUGACAGCUAAAAUAGGAAAUUGUUUUAGGAUUUGCUGUCGAGCAGAGAGCCCUGCUUCAAUGGAAGAGUUGCCACUAUGGAAGUUUGAGGACAGGGUAGAGACUUUCCCAACCAAAGAUGUCGCUCUCUCAUUCUCAGGCCACAGAUUUAUUCAGGUCGAAGAGCCUGAACCUCAGGUUGAUCUCACCUUAAUAUCUUCUGGUCCUGCAUUAGUUGGUGAAAAUUUUGUCGUUCCUGUAACAGUGGCCUCCAAAGGCCAUCAGAUUCACUCUGGGGAGCUCAAAAUUAAUAUAGUGGAUGCAAAAGGAGGUGGUUUGAUAACGAGUCCCAGAGAUCCUGAGCCCUUUUCUUCCAUCAGCCAUCAUGUCGAGCUCAUGAGCAUCUCAGGGAAAUUCGAGGAAGAUAAAUUGCAAAAUAAUUCUGACAACAUUAAGAAGAUUCAGCAGUCAUUUGGAGUUGUCUCUGUCCCAGCUUUAGAAGCAGGUGAGUCGUGGUCCUGUAAACUGGAGAUCAGAUGGCAUAGACCCAAAUCAGUAAUGCUUUAUGUUUCACUUGGUUACCAGCCAAACAACUUAGGUACGACAUUGCAAAGAGUUAAUGUGCAUAAGAGCUUGCAGAUUGAAGGGCAAACUCCAUUGGUCAUUAGUCACCAUUUUAUGAUGCCAUUCCGAAGAGAACCUUUGCUACUCUCAAUAUUGAAGCCAUCACCUGGUUCUGAGCAGAAGGUGUCAUUGCCUUUGAAUGAGAAAAGCAUCCUCAUCGUGAGUGCUAGAAACUGCACUGAGGUCCCUCUAUGGUUCACAUCAAUGUCUAUUGAAUCAGACAAUGACGACGAAGUUGGAUGCUCUUGCUCAGUGAGUGGUGGCGCUCCUUCUGAGCCUGGCUUUCUUAGUCCUGGUGAAGAGUUCAAGCAAGUUUUCUCACUCACUCCUCAGGUUGAAUCCCCAAAUCUUUGCUUGGGCGCCAUUUACCUAAGGUGGAAUAGAGAUUUAGGUUUUGAUCAACAUUCAAAUUCUUUUGUUGUCACAAAAGAAAAUUUGCCACCUGUAAGAGUGGAAAAGCCUCCAUUUGUUGUAAGUUUAGAAUGCCCUCCUCAUGUUGUUCUUGGAGUCCCCUUCUCAUUCUAUGUAAAGGUCAGAAACCUCACAAGCUUGCUUCAGGAUGUCAAGUACUCGCUUGGGGAUUCUCAGAGCUUUGUGUUUGCUGGAGCUCACAGUGCCGCAGCCUCCAUUCUACCAAAAGCCGAGCACAUAAUCAGUUACAAGCUUGUGGCGUUGGGUUCAGGCCCACAACAACUGCCACGGAUCACAGUGACUUCUGUCAGAUAUUCAGCUGCACUCAAUCUUUCUCUUGCAGCAGCAACUGUUUUUGUCUUCCCUUCAGAACCCUGUUUUGACACAAACAGAGCAAUUAAGGAGUUCGAGUCUGCUUCUCUCGAUUGAAAACCUGUAUUUGAUUGUAAAUCACUCUCUGUCCGGUUGAGGACGCUAAAUUGUGGUCUUCUUUCAGCUGGAUCGGCAUGCCUGAACGAUCAUGAUGUCCAUGCCAAGGUGAGGGCUUGUACAAUCUACACUGUAAUUUGCAAUGGUACUUUGUGUUUAUAGUGAUUUAAGUCAUCAUUGUAGUGUUGGUUACAUUGUUGGAUUUGUCUGGGGAUGGUUGAUAUAGAGGCUGCAUUGGCCAGAACAUAGAUGUCUUUUGGGCUCUGAUGUCAUUAGAAAUUUAUGGGGAUAGGAAUCUUGUUGUUGUGGUUCUACAUGCUGUAUUAUCUGCUUAUUUAGUUUCUGUGCUGGGACUUAUUUGCUUUUGCGUGUUUUAUGUGACACAAUUUGCUAA